CAUAGAAGUGUUUGGACAAGUUUUUGAAAAUAAAUAUUGAAGUGAUAUUGUCAAAUUCAAUUGACAUAGGCCUUUAAAAUGUCUCAACAGGGAGCAGCGCUGCAGACCUACAAUAAUGAACUUGUUAAAUGUAUUGAAGAAUUGUGUAGUAAGAGAGAUGAACUUCACAAACAAAUUCUUCAAGAUGAAGAAGAAAAACAGAAAUUACAAAACGAUCUUCGAAUUUUGAGUGAAAAAUUAGCAAAAGUUAAUGAAAGUUUAGCUAAAAAGAUGGCAACUAGAAAUGAAUUUGAUAGAACUAUUGCAGAAACAGAGGGUGCAUACAAAAAGAUUUUGGAGAGUUCCCACACAUUACUGAAUGUAUUAAAGAAAGAAUCUCAAACAUUAAAGGAAAAGUCCCAUGUCGGAUCACAAAGAACAUUAACUCAAUCGUAAUCUUUAGAAACUUAGAUGAAUUAUAAUGAACAGCUGUUGUUUUAUUACCAUAUCAAGAAAGUGUGUCUCUAUCCAUAGAUGCCAUUCUUGUUUUGUCAAUGAUAAUUAUUAAGAUCAUCAAUAUAUAUGGCCUUUAGAAAUUAAAAAUGACUUUGCCAACAAAGCCAAAACAUUUUCACUCCAUUCUUAUUUUUGUGGCAAAUCACGUGACAUAUUCAGGAAUCAAUUACAGACCAUUAUUUGCUUUCAAUAUGUUGUGUAUGUUUUUUUAUCAAAUAUUCCAACUUUUUUCUUUUCAUUAAUUGAAAAGGAAAUAAAUUUAUGUCUUGCUAUUUUUUGGUUAGUAAAUCGCCAUAUGAAACUAUUUAUGGUUCUUACAUGGAAAUUACACAAACGAUCUUAGUUCACAGCCAUUGAGUUGAGCUUGUGAUUCAAAAUGGUUGUAAACUAUGUUUGAGUGUAUUAUUUCCAUGUAAGAACCAUAUGAGUAAAUAGUGAUGGUCAUUUGAAUAAUUGUAACACAGCAGUUCAAGAUGACUUAAAAUUUUGAUAUCAUGAUUUAUUUCUUAAAGAUUUUGUCUACAAUUUAUGAAAAGCAAAUUGUGAAAGGUGAAUACAACCAAUAAUACUGGCAGUAAACCUUGUUAACGUAUCAUCCAUAUUGAAUCGAGAAUGAGGAACUGAAAGCAAACAUAAAAAAGGUACCUUAGUGUCACUGCAUAGAAUGGCCGGCUUGAUGUCUUUAUUCCUUUUCCAAUACCACUAACUCCAACCUCAAAACAUGAAAACAAAAUCUAGACUUAAUAGUACUUAAUUUUAAUUUUUGGACAACUGAAUAAUGUAGAAACUGACAUCAAGAGUAAUAAUAAUUUAAUUUGUAGAUAGUGGCUUCACAAACCCCUUAUAGCCUUUAUAUAAAACAAUUGCUCUGGAUUUUAAAGUAAAUAUUUACUGUGAUAUGUACUAUAAUGUAAAUAAAACAAAAAUUUUUUAGUCUU
Messenger RNA from Lottia gigantea (owl limpet), 1433 nucleotides. RefSeq lists its product as hypothetical. The record is from RefSeq and is a predicted model, not a curated record. Lineage: Eukaryota; Metazoa; Mollusca; Gastropoda; Lottiidae. Gene Ontology annotation, cellular component: centrosome; ciliary basal body. The transcript is spliced from 3 exons. The coding region runs from base 79 to 435 and encodes 118 amino acids.